Podospora anserina S mat+ is the source of this 819-nucleotide messenger RNA. RefSeq lists its product as uncharacterized. Gene Ontology annotation, biological process: protein N-linked glycosylation; mannose metabolic process; GDP-mannose biosynthetic process. The record is from RefSeq and is a predicted model, not a curated record. Lineage: Eukaryota; Fungi; Ascomycota; Sordariomycetes; Sordariales; Podosporaceae. Bases 1 to 819 code for a protein of 272 amino acids. Gene Ontology annotation, molecular function: phosphomannomutase activity. The transcript has 3 exons. Gene Ontology annotation, cellular component: cytosol.
AUGGCCACCAGAUCCGAGAUCCAAACCUACCCCCCCCUGGCCGAGCGCCCAAUCAAGAACACCAUCGUCCUCUUUGACGUCGACGGGACCUUGACGCCCGCCCGUCUUGACGCCUCCCCCGAAAUCCUCCUCCUCCUCUCCCAACUCCGCCAAAAAGUCGCCAUCGGCUUCGUCGGCGGCUCCGACCUCCCCAAGCAGCAAGAACAGCUCGGCGACCCCCUCCGCGUGCCCGUAACCUCCCUCUUCGACUUUUGCUUCUCCGAAAACGGCCUCACCGCCUUCAAGCUCGGCCAGCCCCUCCCCUCCAACUCCUUCAUCAAGUACAUCGGCGAAGACAACUACAAAGACCUCGUCAAGUUUGUCCUGCACUACAUCGCCGACCUCGACAUCCCCAUCAAGAGGGGGACGUUCGUCGAGUUCAGGAACGGGAUGGUCAACAUCUCCCCCAUCGGGCGCAACGCGAGCAAUGAGGAGAGGCAGGAGUUUGAGAGGUUCGACAAGGAGAGGGGUGUGAGGAGGGAGAUGGUGGAGAGGUUGAGGGAGAGGUUUGGGCAUUUGGGGUUGACGUUCUCCAUCGGCGGUCAAAUCUCCUUUGACGUCUUCCCCACCGGUUGGGACAAGACCUACUGCCUCAAGCACCUCGAGGAGGACGCCAAGAAGGAGGGCGGGAUCGAGUAUACCACCAUUCACUUCUUUGGCGACAAGACCAUGGUUGGCGGGAACGAUUACGAGAUUUAUGAGGAUCCCAGGACGACUGGGCACUCGGUCAAGGGGCCCGAGGAUACGAUUAGGGAGUUGAAGGAGAUGUUCGACCUUUGA